CUGGGCUGUCUAUUGUCUAGGGAAGCGUGACUAACAGAACGCAAUUAUGGCCCAGGCGAGACCACUUCUCUCACGGGGGUGGAAGAACGACCUGGAGGUGGUCAAAAACCUGGUAUCUAUUGACCUGGCUCGUCCUGAAGGAAGGAGACAAGUCGUAGAAAUUGUAGAGACUCUGAAGACGAAGCUUACCAUACCGGACUGGGCACGUCGUCAGCUGGCCGGGCGGGUUCGCAGUUCUUACCGGAACCUCGCCUGCUACAACCUCGCCACGGCAGCUGGGGUGGCGUGCACGGCUCUAGGUUCCGUUGUCACGUAUGUGGACCUGGUGGAAAAAAUGGAAAAGAGUGGACCGAUCCCAGAUGACAUCAUGGAAUCUAUCACAGCACUGCUACAAAACAACGCCGAGCAGGUGAACAUAGCCUUUGAGGCGUGUAGCGUCAAUCUCCGUGCCCUGGAGGCAGCUAUCGAAGACGAUCCUGCCUUGAUGGCGAACUCAGACAUGAAGCACUACCUGAAGGCGUUAGACGUGGCGUCACAGACGUGGAAGGACAGCCAGGCUGACGACGAGAGGAGAGUCCUUGCCGCGGGGGACGCACGUGAUCAACACGUGCUCAUCUGUGACGCCAUUGACAAUAUGUCUCAGACACAGCCUGCUGUUUCUGACGACUUGAAAGAUAAAAAAGAACAGUGCUUGAGCCAAGGUAGGCCCACAACAGGCCGUGCACAGCAGCCCUGCAGAAACUAUGCAGAAGAAGGAGCGGACAAAUCAGCCAAGGCAGCACAAGCCAGGUUACAAGCAGUUGGAUCCCUGCCUUCUCAAACCUCCGGUGGAGGUGUUGGUAGGACUGUACUUACUGCGACCUUAGCUGUGGGGGCCGGGGUGGGAGGGCUGACGGUGUAUGCCAAGACUAGCCCAGAAUUUCGCAGAACUCUUGAGGGAAAUAUCCCAUAUGCCAGGGAGUACCUGGGAGCUGUUCUGGAUCGAGGGCCCAAGAUGCCAGACCUGGGCCUUGGAGGAGUGGUGGACAAAGCCAAGGGCAUGGUGGGCAUGGGGAAGAAAAAGGAGGAGGAGCAACCAGGGUCUUUCCUACCCAAGUUGUCCAAGUCAAAGGCAGAGGAAGAGGAGAAGCAGAGAAAAGUAGCUGCUGACACUGCUGCUCAAGCCGUUUCUGUCGGUACAGAAGAGCCCAUGCCUGUGGCAGCUAAAGAACCAUCCACUGCACGAAAGGAGCCUGCUGCAAAGGGUCCUGUAAAGGCAAAGAAGCCGGUGGGAGUGGAGAAACCUGAAGAGACAGCUGCUGCUGCCAUUGCAAUCGGUAUGGAUGAGCCGCUGCCCCCAGAGUCCAAGACUGAGCCAAAGGCCAAGAAGAAGGCAGAGGAGAAACCUGCCUCCAAGAAAAAGGCCCUGAAGGAGAAGGCUGAAGACACUGCAGCUGCAGCUGUAGCAGCUGGAAUGGACGCACCCAUACCUGCAGAGGCUAUGACAACAUCUGGAAAAGGGGUCACCGGUAAACAUGUCACUAAGGAAGGAAAAUUGGUUGAAACACCAGAAGACACUGCUGCUGCUGCUGUAGCAGCAGCCUUGGACCAGCCCUUUGCUACUGAGGCAAGAGAGACCCCUAUGAGAUCUCCUGAGGAAGUGCAGGCAAAGAUCCUGGAGAAGGAGAUAGAUGAUCUUGCAGACAGGGCUGCCACCGUUGCUAUCAUCCACCAUGAGCUGGAGGACCUGAAGAGGACAGCCAGCUCAGCUGUCCAUGCCCAGGAGGAGGCCGCUCACGCUACCAAGAUGCACUCUGUACAGAUCAAGCAUGCUAUGGACGAGAACACGAGUGGUCCCCUGGGGAAAGAAGAACAGUGGCAGGCAGUGACAGGGGCCAAGGAAGCCAAGGUGGAUGCUCUCAAACUGGCAGAGGCAUCUGCCACUGCUGCCAGAGAAAACCUGGAGAAAGUGCGAGCUGUCAUCAGAGAGAGCAAGUCGUCCCUGUCAGAGCCUGAUCAGGAGAUCCUGGCUGCAGAGGAGGAGCUGUCCAAGCUGGCGUAUGAGCUGGAGACUGCUGUUGGAAAGGUGGCAAAGGCCCAGGCCGAUGCCCAGGUGAUGCAGGAUUACCAGGCUCUGGUGGAGCAGGGCAGGAAACAGUUCAAGAAGGAACUGGAGAGCAUCAUGCCUGAUGUCAAGCUGGGCGGAUGGAGAGGCAAACUCUCUGAAGACGAGCUGAACUCCCUGAUCGCGCACGCCCACCGGCGUAUUGAACAGCUGCAGAGCCAGCUGGCAGAACAGCAGCUGCUGGAGAAGUCCCGUAUGGACGACGCGCUCGGCAGACAGCGUGCCGAGGAUGAGAAGGAGACCCUUGCGCUGCUGAAGAGAGAACUGGAACGGCAGAAACAAGAACUGGCUCUGGCUCAGGACCUCAGGAUUGCCCAGGCGAGGGAGCAGUAUGAGACAGAGAUGCGUACCCAGCUGCGUCGGCAGGCAGCAGCACACAGCGAGCACCUGCAGGACGUGCUGCGGGUCCAGGAGCAGGAGCUGGGCUCCAAACACCAGGCCGAGAUGCACGACGCUCUCAUGGACGAGCGAGAUCGCUACCAGGUCAAACUGAACGAGGCCAUGGCCAGGCUGAGGGGGGUGGAGGCAGCCAUUGAGGGUCGAGCUGACAUCGAGAGAGAAGCCCGUAAGUCCCAGGAGCUGCUGAUUGCUUGUGAGACCUUGAAACGUCUCAUCAACACUGGCAACGAGGAGGCGACGUCAUGGGAGGAGCGCCGCGUGCCCCUCUCCAGGGAAGUCAACACCGUGAAGGAGGCAGCAGGGGACAGCACGUUCUUCCAGACGCUCCUGGACGCCAUGCCGCAGCAGGCCAUGGAGGCGGGCGUGUAUCCGGAGGACUCUCUACGGCAGCGCUUCCUCCGCGUCAAAAGGGUCUGCCGGCGCGUGGCCAUGAUCGAUGAAACCGGCGGAACCCUCUUCCAGUUCUUCGUGUCGUACCUCCAGUCUCUCCUGCUGGUGGACGCGGGAAGGAGGUCGCUCCCCCCGGGGAAAGAAGUCGACCCAAAGAAAUUGGACACGUUCACGUUACUAUCUUAUGCAGAACAUAGCCUAGAAAACGGAGACUUAGAGCAAGCAGCAAGGUUUAUCAAUCAACUGAAGGGGGAGCCUCGGAAGGUGGCUUCUGGUUGGCUAGAAGAAGCCAGGCUCACGCUGGAAGCGAGGCAGGCAGCACAGGCUCUGGCCGCGGCUGCGGCAGCAGUAGGGUUAGGAACGCUAGUUUGAUAGCGAUAGGUUUAUUUGAGACAGUGGAUGCAACCACAAGAAGCAGUCCUGGAGACUUUGAUCCUCUUAAUGUCAGUUUACUUUUGCAUGUGACUGAUUCAUAUUGUAUACUGUGAAAAAGUCAAUGUUUUGAUCAAUUGUAUGUGUACUUGUGUGUAAAAUUGGGUACAUAUACUAUAUAGCUCUGUUGUGGCUAAAUAAAAAGAUUCUGAAGACCUAGCAAUUUACAUAGCUAUCUUAAAAUUUUCUCCUGGAGUCUCUAGAACUACCUCUUGCAAAUUUUCUGUAUUUGAAGAGAGAUUUUGCCGCAAUAAGAACAUUUCAAAACAUGGGUUUCCCUGCAUGCAAAGUCAUUGAGGUGCUUGUGAUGUGAAAAGGAAUUUGACAGCUUUAAAUCAAAGAAUGCUAUAAAAGCUUUUUGCAGAAAAAGAGUUUGUCAGUUUGAUAUGAUACUUCAUAGUGGUACAUGGUAGGACAGGACCAAUAAUUAGGAGUGACAAGGUCACUAAUGUGUAAGCAAUGAUGACAUUAAAGAGUUAAGUCAGAC
This is a messenger RNA of Branchiostoma belcheri (Belcher's lancelet), 3812 nucleotides long. Its product is annotated as MICOS complex subunit MIC60-like. The coding region runs from base 47 to 3265 and encodes 1072 amino acids. The transcript has 21 exons. Gene Ontology annotation, biological process: cristae formation. Lineage: Eukaryota; Metazoa; Chordata; Leptocardii; Amphioxiformes; Branchiostomatidae. Gene Ontology annotation, cellular component: MICOS complex. The record is from RefSeq and is a predicted model, not a curated record.